AUCUUUGUCCUCUCAAUCUCAGAGCCACUGUGAUGAUUCCUCGCCGAAAGCCAAUGGCAGCAUUGCUGCUUCCCCUUCCAAACAGUGUCCUCCUCAGGCCACCGGCCGCGUGCACUUCAUUGCUGGAUAAAUGUUCAGACGUGGAAGGCCUCAAGCAGAUCCAUGCCACCAUGGUCAAGACCGGCCUCGUCCUCGACGCCGUUCCCGCCAGCCGGCUGCUGGCCACCCUGUGCCGGUCCCCCGACGACGGCAGCCUGACCUAUGCGCUUCUCUUCUUCGAACGACUCCGGUGUCGCAACACCUUCAUGUGGAAUACCAUGAUCAGAGCCUUGUCCGACAGCAAUCUCCCCGAGCAAGCCGUAAUCUUGUACUGCCAGAUGCGUUCCGAUGCGAUGCCGCACAAUCCUUACACCUUCCCCUUCUUGCUCAAGGCCUGUGUCGCGUUGCCGUCAGCCUUGCCGGAAACCCAACAAGUGCACAGUCAUAUCAUCAAACAUGGAUUCGCCUCCGAGGUCUACACCGCCAAUUCGCUUCUUCGUGUCUACGCCAAGUCCGGCUGCACUGGUUCUGCCCGCAAGCUUUUCGACAGGAUGCCGUGCCGAGACGCCAUCACCUGGAACUCCAUGAUCGAUGGAUAUGCGAAGAGCGGAAGGCUUGAGAUGGCACUCCGACUGUUCGAUCUGAUGGAAGAAAAGAACGUGGUGUCGUGGACAUCGAUGAUCACCGGGUGUGUCGAGAAUUGCCUCUUUAAGGAAGCCUUGGAGCUCUUUGGCGAGAUGCUAGUUACGGAGGUCGAAGCAGAUGCCAGGGCGCUCACCAGUGCGCUGACAGCAUGUACCCACCUCGGGGCUUUGGAUCAAGGAAGAUGGAUACACACGUACAUAAAGAAAAGGCAGAUGCAAUUAGAUCCCGCUCUGGGAUGUGUCCUCGUUGACAUGUACGCCAAAUGUGGCGAACUCGAUGAAGCACUAAGCAUCUUCGAGACGAUAAGAGAGAGAAAUGUGGCUGUGUGGACCGCCAUGAUCGCCGGUCUUGCCGUUCACGGCCUAGGAAGGGAGGCGCUCGAUCUGUUUAAGGAGAUGGAGGAAGCGGGAGUAAAGCCCAAUCAUAUUACCGUCACCAGUGCGCUGACGGCGUGCAGCUACGCGGGAAUGGUGGAGGAGGGAGGAUCUCUUUUCGAAAGAAUCACAAAGGAGUACAACAUGAGCCCAUCCGUCGAACACUAUGGGUGCAUGGUUGACGUCCUCGGCAGAGCGGGGAUGCUGAAGGAAGCAGAGGACUUGAUCAACGCGAUGCCCUUCGACCCCAACGCUGCGGUCUGGGGAGCACUGGCCAACGCCUGUCGGAUUCACAGAAACUUCGAGCUAGGAAAGCACGUAGGAAAGAUGCUGAUCGAGCUGGAACCGGAACAGAGUGGCCGAUACAUACAGUUAGCCAGCAUUCUCGCUGCCGAAGGCAGCUGGAAACAGUCCCUGACGACGAGGAAGCUGAUGAGAGAAAGAGGAGUGCUGAAGCUUCCCGGAUGCAGCUCGAUCAGCGUGAAGGGAAGCGUUCACGAGUUCGUCGUCGGAGACAGGUCACACCCUCAGGCCGAGAAGAUACAUCUGGAGUGGGAGAGAAUCCUGAGAAGAUUGAGGAAGGAAGGAUAUGUGGCGUCCACCGACCAGCUACUGCUGGACUUGGAGGAAGAAGAGAAAGAAGCUGCGGUGGGAUGGCACAGCGAGAAGCUGGCUAUUGCCUUCGGAUUCAUCAGCACCGAGCCAGGGACGACGAUCCGGAUAGUGAAGAAUCUGAGAGUAUGCGCCGACUGCCACGCCGUGUCGAAGCUCAUCAGCAAAGUUUACCGACGCAAGAUCGUGAUGCGAGACAGGGCCAGAUUCCAUGUGUUCGUGGACGGCACUUGUUCCUGCAAGGAUUACUGGUGACAACACCCUAGAUUAUUGACAAGCCUGUUCUUCUUCUACAAAUGGUGGAAACAGAUACUGAAAGCUUCAGAUUCAUCUACAUCCUUGUACCUUGUCGACACGUUGAGGUCUCGUUCCCAUUGCUUAGAGAGACGGAAAUCGCAGAAGGGAAGGGAAGCAUAGAAUGCAGCGAUCACUACUCUUUACAUGUAUAUUAAUCCUAUCCCGAUGUCAUGAAUCCCGUAAUCCAGAAAAAAGAAACAGCUGCUUAGACAAUACGAUGAAGAUUAGACAUGAAAUGACCGACAGAUCACCGGGGAAGAGACAGGGAAUGAGAGAGGAAGGCUGUUGGAGCAACAAGAAACACAGACAGAUGUUCUUGAUCGAUGCAGGUUGUGACACAGAUCGAUGCUUGAUUGCCAAACAACACUGAGACAGAGGAGAAGGAAAGCAGCUCGAACCAGUAAACCAACACGUUGCAAGCGACUCGUCAUCUCAUCUGCGUCCUCUCCGUAACGUAGAGUUGAAGACCUUGAGGACCUGUCUCCUCACUCCAAUCUCCGAGCAGAAUUGCUCGACCACUGCAUCAUCUUGCCUCUGAAUCCUCCACCUCUCAGCAAAAGCCAGCAUUUUCUCCUUCUGCUCCGCCGUGAAUUUGGUUCGAAACCGCUUCUUUGGCAUGGCCGAGGGCGUCGGCGUCCCGGUGUCUAUCAUUUCCUCGCUGGACGACUCUGUGGUGGUGCCUCCGUUCCCGCUGGGGUUGUUGCCACCGAAAUGGACGAAGCCCGGCGACCCCGGAAGGGCCGGUGAAGGGCUCGACGAGAAGCCGCCGAGCUGGAAGUGUUUCUGGUGGUGGUGGAGUUGCGCUUGGGGAUGGGGGAGCGGGAGUAACAGGGGUGGGCGAGUGGUGCCAUGGUAGUAGGAAUUGACGGCGUUGGCGCCGCCCUCGGUCUCUCUGCGGUGGAAGCUACGGUGGCAGCCGCAGGCUGCACACUUGAGUGCCUCGGGCGUGUCAGGGUCGCCAUUCGGCAGGAACUCGCCGCAGCCGUCGACGACGUGGCCACCUAAGGCGGCCGCGUGGUUGCGAAGGCAUUCUUUGUACUUGGUGGGGAUAUCAGCUGCGGUCACGGUGGUGGUGGCGCUAGCUGCUGGUUCGGAGUUGACCGAUACACCCACACCUGCUGCACCCGGAGACGAAUUGGAGAUGGAUGCUUGAUCUGCGUUGUUCCCCAGAGACCCGGGACGAUGAUCCAAGGCAAUGAGGUUGGACACAAGAUUUGAUGGUUUGGUGUUGCCAAGGAUGUCACCAUUUCUUGGUCCGCCUCCAACGCCACCACCAUCGACUGCUGCUCCUCUUGGGGAGACAAGAGACGAAGAGGGGGAGAGUGUGGGUUUAGAGAAGGCCGAUCUGACGCCGAGAGAAGCGUUAUAACCAGAAGAGGAAGAAGGUAUCCCCAUCUCACCGGGAUUCCUAAACUCCAUCAACUCGACUCCGCACACCUAUAACGCUGUUGCGCAAACCAUGCAAAGGAUAGAUCAGCUCUUACUGCGUUCAGAAAAAGGCAAGGAUGAGCGAUCAGACGAUGUCAACGAGCAAGUGCAGCGCUCAAAGCAGCAGCGUCCGUAGGCUCAUGAGAAGCUCUGGGUGGAAUAAUAGCGAGACCAAAAGAGAGCUAUAGAGCGAGGGGGGAGAGAGAUCAGGAGAAGGGGAGUGGGAAUCAGUGGCGUGGGGUGUGGCUUCCCAACACCCGUUUUGUUUGUGGAAAGGGGAAAGCUCAUCAAACCAGGUUGGGACAAAGCAGAGAAGGGUCUCCUACGCGGUGAUGAGACAGAGAGGGGAGAACGGAAUGAUGCAGCUGCGAAGAACCCACAGUGACAUGCUUCUCCCCUGCAAACGGGUCUUCUCUCUCUCUCUCUCUCUCUCUCUCCCUUACAAUUGUGGCUGCAAACCGGUGAUGAUAUGUACUGCUGUAAGACUUGUAGUCGUGUACGUGUGUGUGUGGUAUAUGCGUCCUUCCUUGCGUUAGCUGUAUGCGUUUAAGUUAAUGUUGGUUGACUUAGUAGAUAUUGGGGAUAUCUGAAUCA
Molecule: messenger RNA, 3989 nt
Organism: Musa acuminata AAA Group (dessert banana)
Lineage: Eukaryota; Viridiplantae; Streptophyta; Magnoliopsida; Zingiberales; Musaceae
Product: pentatricopeptide repeat-containing protein At5g66520-like
Exons: 2
Coding region: 33-1925 (630 amino acids)
Biological process (GO): RNA modification
Cellular component (GO): intracellular membrane-bounded organelle
Molecular function (GO): RNA binding; protein binding; zinc ion binding
Source: RefSeq, a predicted model, not a curated record